Messenger RNA from Lachancea meyersii CBS 8951, 744 nucleotides. The record is from the annotation of a GenBank genome assembly. NCBI's taxonomy places the organism in Eukaryota, Fungi, Ascomycota, Saccharomycetes, Saccharomycetales, Saccharomycetaceae.
AUGUCCAGACUAGAAAUCUACUCACCAGAGGGGCUACGUGUCGAUGGACGUCGUUGGAACGAGCUACGUCGACUAGAGUGCUCAAUAAAUACGCACGCCAAUGCGUCCGAUGGUUCUUCAUAUUUAGAACAGGGCAAUAACAAGAUCAUUACGCUCGUGAACGGGCCUCAAGAGCCUAAACUGCGUUCGCAAACCAACGUGACAAAGGCAGUGCUCUCGAUUGCUGUCAACAUCACCAGAUUUUCCAAGACUGAAAGAAGCAAGUCAUCUCAUAGAAACGAAAGGAGAGUGCUAGAGAUGCAAACUGCUCUAGCACGCACUUUCGAGAAAAACAUACUGCUGCACUUGUAUCCUCGGACUCAGAUCGACAUUCAGAUUCAUGUUUUGCAACAAGACGGCGGGCUCAUGGGCUCCUUAAUCAAUGGAAUAACACUAGCUUUAAUCGACGCAGGUAUUGCCAUAUACGACUACAUCAGUGGGGUUUCCAUCGGACUUUACGACACAACACCACUCCUGGAUCUGAACACGGUCGAGGAAAGUGCCAUGAGCAGCGUGACAUUGGGUGUUAUGGGCAGAUCAGAGAAAUUAUCACUUCUGCUAGUGGAGGAUAAACUACCACUGGAUACGAUGGAAAGCGUUUUAGCCAUUGGGAUCGCUGGCUCGCAUCGCAUAAGAGAACUCAUGGACAAGGAACUGAGAAAACACGGCGAAAAGAGACUCGCAAACAUAUCGUCCAACCAAUAA